Scleropages formosus (Asian bonytongue) is the source of this 3952-nucleotide messenger RNA. It is a transcript of the gene hipk2, whose product is annotated as homeodomain interacting protein kinase 2. Gene Ontology annotation, molecular function: transcription coactivator activity; transcription corepressor activity; protein serine/threonine kinase activity. NCBI's taxonomy places the organism in Eukaryota, Metazoa, Chordata, Actinopteri, Osteoglossiformes, Osteoglossidae. The record is from RefSeq and is a predicted model, not a curated record. The coding region runs from base 443 to 3946 and encodes 1167 amino acids. Gene Ontology annotation, cellular component: nucleus; cytoplasm; PML body. The transcript is spliced from 16 exons. Gene Ontology annotation, biological process: intrinsic apoptotic signaling pathway in response to DNA damage by p53 class mediator; peptidyl-threonine phosphorylation; positive regulation of transcription by RNA polymerase II.
CAACCGACAGUAACGUUACAUUUACAUCUGUUCAUUUAGCAGACGCUUUUCUCAAGCGACGUGCAAUUAUUGCAGCCAGAGCAAUUUUUAGUGAAGCAACUAAGAGGAGUCCUCAGACAUGUCGCCCGCCAGCUGAGCGGACCCCGUGAUUCGGCUCAACUUCUGAGCCCCGAUCGGCGGCGGCGGUAGUGGCGGCACUGUGGCGCGGAAGCCCCCCCUCGGAUGCUCCUUCCCGGGAGCGCUGGCUGCGAGAGGAGGGUCUUCCAGGAGGGCUUUCGAGGGGGACUCUGUCUGUGUGAGGGUCGCUGCCCGACGACGGACGGGGCCGGUGAUGCGGGACCCCGGCGCUCCUCCCCGCCCUCGACAUGGCCCGUUCCCGCUGAGUUCUGACCCCACAUCCCUCCGCACGGCUCUGCCAUGAAUCAGAGAAGUUCUUGCACCGAUGGGCCCCGUGAGCGAAGGUAUGGCCUCCAAAGUGCAAGUCUUCUCCCCCCACACUCUGCAGUCAAGUGCCUUCCUUAGUGUGAAGAAGCUGAAGGUGGAGCAGGGCUCUACCUGGGACAUGACUGGCUACGGCACGCACGGAAAAGUCUACAGCCAGACCAGCAAGAACGUGCCAGCCCCCCAGGUGGGCGUCAGUGCGCCCCUGCAGGUUGCCAGCUCCACGCUCCCUUACGAGCAGGCGCUCGUUUUCCCGGCUGGAGGAGGCCACCCGGCGGCGGGUGCGGCGGGUGGCGUCGGGCAGCUCAACAACUUGACCCGUCGGAGCACCGUCAGCCUGCUGGACACCUACCAGCGAUGCGGGCUUAAGCGCAAGAGUGAAGAGCUCGACAACGGCAACGGCAGCGUGCAGAUCGUCGAGGAGCGUCCGGCAAUGAUCCAGACUGCGGCCAGCGGGGCCACCGCCAUCGCCACAGCAGCUGCAGCUACAGCCGCUGGCGCCACAGCCCCCUCUAAGAACAGCAGCGCUAACAGCGAAGGUGACUACCAGCUGGUUCAGCACGAGGUUCUCUGCUCCAUGACCAACAGCUAUGAAGUGCUGGAGUUCCUGGGCCGGGGCACCUUCGGCCAAGUGGUCAAGUGCUGGAAGCGCGGCACCAACGAGAUCGUGGCUAUCAAGAUUCUGAAGAACCACCCGUCGUACGCACGGCAGGGCCAGAUCGAGGUGAGCAUCCUGGCGCGGCUGAGCACGGAGAGCGCCGACGACUACAACUUUGUGCGCGCCUACGAGUGCUUCCAGCACAAGAACCACACGUGCCUGGUGUUCGAGAUGCUGGAGCAGAACCUCUACGACUUCCUCAAGCAGAACAAGUUCAGCCCGCUACCGCUCAAGUACAUCCGGCCCGUCCUGCAGCAGGUCGGUACAGCUCUGAUGAAGCUCAAGAGCCUUGGCCUCAUCCACGCUGACCUCAAGCCGGAGAACAUCAUGCUGGUAGACCCAUCGCGGCAGCCGUACCGGGUCAAGGUCAUCGACUUCGGCUCUGCCAGCCACGUCUCCAAGGCGGUGUGCUCCACCUACCUGCAGUCCAGAUACUACAGAGCGCCGGAGAUCAUCCUGGGUCUGCCCUUCAGCGAGGCCAUCGACAUGUGGUCCCUGGGCUGCGUCAUCGCCGAGCUCUUCCUCGGGUGGCCGCUGUACCCGGGGGCUUCGGAGUACGAUCAAAUUCGCUACAUCUCUCAGACGCAGGGGUUGCCGGCAGAGUAUCUCCUAAGCGCAGGGACGAAGACGACCAGGUUCUUCCAUAGAGAUCCAGAUUCCUCGUACCCUUUGUGGAGGCUGAAGACACCCGAGGACCACGAGGGAGAGACGGGGAUCAAGUCGAAGGAGGCCCGGAAGUACAUCUUCAACUGCCUGGAUGACAUGGCGCAGGUGAACAUGACCACAGAGCUGGAGGGAAGCGACAUGCUGGCGGAGAAAGCCGACCGCAGGGAGUUCAUCGACCUGCUGACGAAAAUGCUGACGAUUGAUGCGGACAAGCGCAUCACCCCUAUCGAAACGCUCAACCACCCGUUUGUCACCAUGACACACCUGCUCGAUUUCCCCCACAGCACACAUGUGAAAUCCUGCUUCCAAAACAUGGAGGUCUGCAAGCGGCGCGUGAACCUGUAUGACGCCGUUAACCAGAGCAAGACCCCGUUCAUCGCCCACGUGGCCCCGGGCACCUCCAGCAACCUCACCAUGACCUUCAACAGCCAGCUGAACACGGUGCACAGCCAGCCCCCCGGCGUAGCCCAGAGGGGCGUAGCCCUGCAGCCUGGCUCCUCCCAGCUCUGCCCUGCCCGGCCCGACCCCUUCCAGCAGGCCCUCAUCGUCUGCCCUCCCAGCUUCCAAGGUCUCCCGGCGUCUCCAUCCAAACACAGCGGCUAUUCCGUGCGUAUGGACAGCGCCGUUCCCAUAGUGACCCAGGCACCCGGUGCCCAGCCCCUGCAGAUCCAGCCUGGCCUGCUGACACAGCAGCCAUGGCCCAGUGGUACCCAGCAGAUCCUGCUGCCCCCGUCCUGGCAGCAGCUCACACAUACCUCAGUGCAGCACGCUGUCAUCCCCGACACCAUGGCGACCACCCAGCCGCUGGCCAGCUGGAGGAAUUCCCAUCCCCACAGCAGCCACUACAACCCCAUCAUGCAGCAGCCAGCCUUGCUGACCGGUCACGUGACCCUCCCUUCGAACCAGCCCCUCAACGUGGGCGUGGCCCACGUGAUGCGGCAGCAGCCAACCAGCAUCUCUACUUCGUCCAAGAAGAACAAGCAGCACCAGCCUCCGGCCAGGAACGUAUCGACGUACGAAGCGACGUCUUUGCAGGCGGCGCCCUCACCGCAGCGCUCCAAGCGCGUGAAGGAGAACACGCCACCCCGCUGUGCCGUGCUCCAGAACGCACCCCCCUCGGGCUGCGGUGCCCCCCUUGCCUGUGGCAGCUGGGCCGAACCCAUGUCUAGCACCACACGGGAGCAGCAGCAGCAGCAGCAGCAACCCCCUAACGUCCCGCGCCAAACCAUCGUCAUACCCGAUACCCCGAGCCCUGCUGUGAGCGUCAUCACCAUCAGCAGCGACACGGAUGAGGAAGAUGACUGCAAGCGCAACAACACCAGCAGCACAUCCAAGCAGAGGAAGAACGUCAUCAGCUGCGUGACGGUGCACGACUCCCCCGACUCCGACUGCUCCGGCAGCGACAGCCCCUGCGCCGUGGAUCCACGGCCGGCCAACAACAACGGGUUUGACUCUACGGGCGCGCCGCCGGACAACCCCCGCACCAUCAUCGUCCCUCCUCUGAAGACCCAGUCCAGUGAGGCUUUGACUGAGUGCGAAGGCCUGUUGCCAGACACAGCAGUGCAGCAGAACUCGGUAUACAAAUACAAACCCUCUGGAGGGGCGCUUCCGAGCGGCAGCCACUCCGCCGGGGCGGGGACCGGGGCAGGGAUCGGGGUUGGGCCGUACCGGCAGCAGCGCUCCGUGGCACCCUCCUUCCAACAACAGCCCCUCAACCUGAGCCAGGCACAGCAGCACAUGGCAGUUGAACGAAGCUCCACCCACCGGCGGCAGCAGGCUUACAUCGCUCCCACGCUCGCGGCCCAAGCUCCCUAUUCCUUCCAUCACAACAGUCCUUCCCACACGGCCGCCGUGCACCCCCACUUGGCCGCCGCCCACCUUCCGGGACAGCCGCACCUAUACACCUACACGGCGCCCGCCGCCCUGGGCUCCACCGGCGCCGUGGCUCAUCUCGUUGGCCCCCAAGGCUCGGCCCGGCACGCGGUCCCGCACGGCGCCUACCCACCCGCCAUGGUGCCCGUCAGCAUGGGCCCCCGUGUGCUGCCUUCCCCCACGCUCCACCACAGCCAAUACCAAACCCCAUUCGCCCACCAGACAUACAUCAGCGCUUCACCUGGCUCCGCCGUCUACACUGGAUACCCUCUGAGCCCCACCAAGGUGAACCAGUACCCGUACCUCUAGAGCCGA